This is a messenger RNA of Serpula lacrymans var. lacrymans S7.9, 1767 nucleotides long. RefSeq lists its product as uncharacterized. Gene Ontology annotation, cellular component: cytoplasm; nucleus. The transcript is spliced from 2 exons. The record is from RefSeq and is a predicted model, not a curated record. Bases 469 to 1440 code for a protein of 323 amino acids. Lineage: Eukaryota; Fungi; Basidiomycota; Agaricomycetes; Boletales; Serpulaceae. Gene Ontology annotation, biological process: negative regulation of mitotic cell cycle; negative regulation of cell population proliferation.
CGCCAUGUCUUUUGUUCUCAAUCUUGCAGUCUAUUAUCCGCAAUUCUUCUCUGCCAGCAUGGCCUUGUUUGCUGUACAUUACCCAAACGUUCUUUCUUGUAUAAAGAGCCUGCCUUUUCCUCCUUCAUUCCUCAGCCUCUCCAGCAUUGUUUCUUCUGCAUAGUUUCCUCUCAUUCCAGGCCAAUUUCGUUUCCGUCUUCUGGUUUACUUCCUUUAACGCCGAAUCCAACUAAUAGACAGCUAGAGGCUGCUUUCUUCGGUCUGAACCUCCAUUAACGUCUCAUUCGUACCAUCGUCGAGAUUCCCCAGCGCUCUCUCGCAUUUCUGCUUCGCACUUAAAACUUCAGCACCUCUUGCUAUCUCUUCUAUCGCAGGUCGAUCAUUCUCCCAGUCUCUUUUCGCUCCAUCCAAGGUCUCUCAUCUAUAAUCGCUGCUUUAUCACCGCAUUUUAUUAUCACUAUCAUCAAAAUGGCCUUCUCUGCUUCCACCAGCCUCUCCGUCACUCUUGCUCAUGCCAUCGCUUAUCUCACUCGUCCUCUCAUCGCCGCUUAUCCCGCUACGACUAUUAUCAGACUUCAGUCUAUAUUAGAGGCCAACCUUACCGCCCAAUUUGCUCCCUCCUGGGUUCCUUCUGAGCCUCUCCGCGGUUCCGGUCGCCGUUGCCUUACUCUCUCCCCCAACUGCCUCCCACCCCGCGCGGUAUACACUGCUUGUCUCGCCGCUGGUGUUCAGUGGUUCGACUGGAUUGUUACCUUGGGAGGCACAGAGUUUGACUUCUUCGUGGACCCUGGCUGUAUCUCCCUUCGCUUUGGGAAAGGCGCCAAACUCGUCACCGUCUGGUCUGAGGAGCUGGCCGCUAAACUUGGAACCGCCCAGUCCACUGUUGUCGGCGCUGGGAUGCAGACACAGUCUAAGGGUCAGGCUGGUGUUUAUGCAAAGGCUCAUGCCAAGACGCUUGCUCAGCAGCUUUUGGAGGAUGAUGAGGACGAGGAGCUUUUUGCUAUGAUUGCCGACGAAGUCAAUGCCCCGAGCUGGAUGACUCCCAUUCUCGACCAAUUCCCAGCUCCUGUUCGAUCUGAAUCUCCUCUCUCCAUGGAUUCCACCCACUCCCGCUGCAGUUCUCGUUCGUCGAACUCGAGCUCAGGCUUCUCAUUUGCCUCUUCAUUCAAGACUCUAGGAUCAUGUAGCACAUCUUCGUCUUUAUCCAUGGCUUCAUCUGCGAAGUCUGGGGUUAGCAGCGACAAGUCAGGUGUUAAGCUUUCCCGGCGCGAAAAGGCCAGAUUGGCUCGAGUCUACGUCGAUACGACCAAGAAUGCGGUGACGCCUUACGACGGAGGCAAGACCACCGUACUUACUGGUGGUGUUAUGCUUGGAGCGGCACCCUCUGCCAAAGUUAACAAGGCCGCAACGCAGCCUUCUCAAAACUGGCGCAGGUUUUAAAUAUUCGCCACUCGUUAUCUUCUCUAUGAAAAAUCGGGCUUUUCAUCGACUUUUUUCACGACAAGCUGCAAUAUUUCUGUACGAUAUUCACGACCAUACUGGACUAUCUCCUGAGUAUACUUUACGAAGCACCAUUUAAAACUCUAUAUCAUAGUAUUUUCUCUCCACUGUUUCCAUAACUUGUAGGAUCUAGAUUAAAUGUAUACCACGUUAUACCUGCAUUACUGUCAUUCGCAUACUCUCUUUGUUUUUCUUGCAAUUUUCUGGGUUACAUAGCUGUCUUUUGUAAUUUUGCGACGAUCAAUAAUCAUAUUUUGGUCACGACUU